UAUGGGACGUCCAGAGUUCAAUCGUGGCGGCGGCGGCGGAGGUUUCCGAGGUGGACGCGGUGGAGACCGUGGUGGUAGCAGAGGUGGAUUUGGAGGCGGUGGUCGUGGAGGAUAUGGCGGAGGUGAUCGUGGCAGUUUCGGUGGAGGUGAUCGCGGAGGCUUCAGAGGAGGACGCGGAGGUGGAGACCGCGGUGGUUUCCGUGGAGGAAGAGGCGGUGGUGAUCGAGGUGGUUUUGGUGGCCGUGGAUCACCAAGAGGAGGAUUCGGAGGACGUGGAUCUCCAAGAGGCGGAAGAGGAUCACCACGUGGUGGACGCGGAGGAGCCGGUGGAAUGCGAGGAGGAAAGACUGUCGUUGUCGAACCACAUCGUCUCGGUGGAGUAUUCAUCGUGAAAGGAAAGGAAGAUGCUCUUGCCACAAAGAACAUGGUUGUGGGAGAGUCCGUGUACGGAGAGAAGAGAGUGUCCGUCGAUGACGGAGCUGGCUCAAUCGAGUACCGUGUGUGGAAUCCAUUCCGUUCUAAGCUCGCUGCUUCCAUCAUGGGAGGAUUGGAGAACACUCACAUCAAGCCAGGAACCAAACUUCUCUAUCUCGGAGCUGCUUCUGGAACUACUGUUUCCCAUUGUUCUGACGUCGUUGGACCAGAAGGAAUCGUUUAUGCUGUUGAGUUCUCUCACAGAUCUGGACGUGACCUUUUGGGAGUUGCCAAGAAGAGACCAAACGUUGUCCCAAUUGUCGAAGAUGCCAGACAUCCACACAAGUACCGCAUGCUUGUCGGAAUGGUCGAUGUCAUCUUUUCUGAUGUUGCUCAGCCAGAUCAAGCUCGUAUUGUUGCUCUCAAUGCCCAAAACUUCCUUCGCAACGGUGGACAUGCCGUCAUCUCUAUCAAAGCUAAUUGCAUUGACAGUACUGCUGAGCCCGAGGCUGUAUUUGCUGGUGAAGUCAACAAGCUGAAGGAGGAGAAGUUCAAGCCACUUGAGCAGGUAACCCUGGAGCCGUAUGAGAGAGACCACGCUGUCGUGGUUGCUGUCUACCGCCCAGUCAAGGGAAAGAAGGUCUGAUCUCCAAAAUCAUCGUUACAUUUUUUUGUUUUGUUAUUUUGUUACAUGUAUACCUCCAUCUUGAUCGUUAACACUUGUUUUACUUGUUUCCCAAUAAAAUGUUGUUGAUGCUGUC
This is a messenger RNA of Caenorhabditis elegans, 1175 nucleotides long. RefSeq names its product rRNA 2'-O-methyltransferase fibrillarin (gene fib-1). NCBI's taxonomy places the organism in Eukaryota, Metazoa, Nematoda, Chromadorea, Rhabditida, Rhabditidae. Gene Ontology annotation, cellular component: nucleoplasm; nucleolus. The record is from RefSeq and is marked reviewed. Gene Ontology annotation, molecular function: methyltransferase activity; RNA binding; protein-glutamine N-methyltransferase activity. Gene Ontology annotation, biological process: chromatin remodeling; rRNA processing.